AUGUCUGUUGGAGUGAAAAGAAAGCUGUCUGAAACCUCAUCAGCCGCAAGAGAGCUCUACAGUGCGGUGUCUAAGGGGUUUUCUAAUCCUGUGGACGAAACCGGACUAUCUAAAUGUUUCCAUAAAGUGAAAUCCAGACUGUACCUUUCGCUUGCACCAUGUCACAUCAACUCACCAAUUGACGGUAUCAAACAGCAACAUUUAGACCCCAUGUUAAUGACAUAUGUUCCCUUUGCUAAAGGAGUUCUUCUUGGGUACUUCAAUGUCCAGCUUUCCUCGGAGAAUGUGAUCGAAGAAGAAGACGGAACAGAAACAGCAGUGGCCAAGAUCUCUAAUGAUAACCCGUUCGCAUUUCUGUGGUGCACAGCCGACCUGCUUGUGUGGAGACCCCAGAUCGGUGAUGUGGUCGAGGGUUGGUCAUAUAUGCAAUCUCAAUCUCACAUUGGUCUGUUGAUCAACGAUACAUUCAACGCGACGAUCAAGAAGGGAGGAAUCCCGCCAGGAUGGAGAUACAUACCGAACCAGGUGGAUGAAUAUAAUACCGAGAAUGAGAGCGAGAAAUUCGGCAAGUCUCUGGGCCAAUGGCUGGACGAGAACGAGGUGCCCGUCGAGGGAAAGAUCCGGUUUACAAUCAAGGCUCUGCACGCUGCAGGCAAGGUUGUUUCCGUUGAAGGGUCUCUGAUCAAGCCGGGGCUCGACAAGGACAGCCAGCCGGUUGUGAGAGACGGAAAACAUAGAAAGUUCGCUGAUGUCGAGGAGGUGACUGUUGACGACGAGGAGAACGGAGAAGAAAAAGACGAGGUUCCUCGCUACCAGCAGGACGACGAGGACGAGGAUGAGGAUGAGGACAACAAGGUUGUUGCUGGCGAUCUCAGUUCUGACGAGAGUGAUGUAGAAUAG
Molecule: messenger RNA, 900 nt
Organism: Ogataea philodendri
Lineage: Eukaryota; Fungi; Ascomycota; Pichiomycetes; Pichiales; Pichiaceae
Exons: 1
Coding region: 1-900 (299 amino acids)
Biological process (GO): DNA-templated transcription; DNA-templated transcription initiation
Cellular component (GO): RNA polymerase I complex
Source: RefSeq, a predicted model, not a curated record